GGCUAUAAAUACAGUCUCAGAAACAUCCCAAAUAGUAUCUGAAAAAUAAAGUUAAUUUGAGGGCCCAACAAGGUCAUACUGCAGACUGCGGUAUCAGUAAAAGCCUAGACUAGAUGCAAACAUGUUUUUAUAGCGCACAUCUGGGAACUUGAACUCUCGACCCACCCAAGACAGACAAAUCCCACAAAUAGAACUGAUAUCUGGUAAGCACCAUGGCCAGGGCGAACGGCUGGAAUGGCUGCGAAAUGGGCGUGCAGGUGAACGGGAGCAGUGCUUCGAAGUACUCUCGCACCACAGAGUUGCGACGCGUUGAGGACAAAGACAUCUACCGGCUAGCCAAAAUUCUGGAUGAAAACGCUUGCUGGCGCAAGCUUAUGUCAAUUAUACCCAAAAGCAUGGAUGUGCAGGCUUGCAGCGCCGCCGGAUGUCUGAACUUUGCGGCGGUCAUUAAAAAAGGACAUAAGUACACGUCGCAGGACGUGUUCCAAAUUGAUGAGGCCGCGAACCGACUGUCGGACCAGAGCAAGUCUCAGAUGAUGAUCGACGAGUGGAAGACAUCGGGCAAGCUAAACGAACGUCCCACAGUCGGGGUGCUGCUCCAACUGUUGGUGCAGGCUGAGCUCUUCAGCGCUGCGGACUUUGUGGCAGAGGACUUUCUAAAUGAAUCCAAACCGGCGCGCCCAGUGGACGGGCCAGGAGCUCUCAUAAGCCUGGAGCUGUUGGAUGAGGACAUGGACGUGGACAACGACGGCCUAAGUCCCAGCUACCAACCCAUUACUACCGCACUUCAGGGGGAUGAUCAGGGCAGUGUUGGCCUAAACCUGGACAUCUUCGAAAAAAACAUAGUGGCUCGGGACAAAUGUGUGCCGCAGCCUUUAGGGGAGACCCCACCUGUAGCCCCACCUCGACGCCCUCCAAGAGCCAAUGCCAUUCACUGUUCCGCUGCUCGUACUAGUACCAGAUGCUCGUCGGUGACCAAUCCUAAUUUACCCAAUCUGACAAUUCUCAAUCCCAGCGAACAAAUACAGGAAUCGGUGAUACAUCCGCGGCCGCAAAAUAUCCCCAAUCUGUCCAUACUCAUGGCUAGCUCUGGAGACUCAACCACAACAUUGUUGGAUAAUCCACGGAACCCAAAUAGCUCUACGUUACCGGCAAACAUACCUCGAAUCACGCUGUUAAUUGACAAUUCUGCAGAAGUAAGUCCUCGCCAAACUCUUGGUCCAGAGAGAGCUGUUAAAUCUACAACGCCGCCAGCGAAUUCAAACAAUUUACCAAUGAUAAGCGCUUUAAAUAUUACAAAUGACAAUGCGGAGACCUCGUGCCCAGACAGCAGCAGCACCACAAGCAGUUUAAGCAAUGAUGAUGAUGGAGAAGGAGAUGGAGAAUUCGCGGAUGCCUCCCUGCCCAACCUAAGCAACUCGGAGCAGCAUAACUCCAACAAUGACUCCAGCCUGACAACUGUCACUGGUACCAGCGGUGAAAAUAGCUUCGAACUGACCAACGACUCCAGCUCGACUUCAAAUGACGAUUACGCCUGCAAUCUUCCGAACCUAACUGAACUGCAACAGUAGAUAAGAUCUACUCCCGUCACGGAGAUUAAUUUCCAUGACCGAAACAUUCCGUUUCCCACCUACAUGUACUUCUUUGUUUGUCGGUAUCGGCAUUAGGUGUGGGCCUAAGUUAACGCAAGGUCCUACAAGAAUAUAAGAUUAAGGGCAUGCUUUUUCCAAUUACUGUUGUUUUAUAAGUACAUGUCAUAAGUACACAGUCCAUGACAAAUGCUGCAAUAUCACAUGUUUCCGUUUCGAGAAAACUUUAUAAAUGUAACCAAACAACAAGUUCUACAACAUUGUGUAUAACUUAAAAAAUACUCUUUAAUUUUCUGGUAUAAAACAGUCACUAACAAUAAAUGGUUUUCAUAGAUGCGUUAUUUAUGGGUUGAGCCCCUGGUCUUAACAACUAAAUAGCUGCAUAUUUGGAAAUCUGUGAUACAUCGACCGAUACACUAAAGGUCGAACACCUUUAUUUAUAUGGACUGCCGACGACAAUAUCUCUAACAUCGCUCGACGACGAUUUGAAGAACCUGUUGCAUAAAGCUGGCUUUGUUGACAAUAUAUACAUAUUUCUUUUUUAGCUCCGUUUAAUUGGAGGUACAACCCUAAA
Messenger RNA from Drosophila biarmipes, 2163 nucleotides. RefSeq names its product protein Tube (gene tub). Gene Ontology annotation, biological process: signal transduction. The transcript has 2 exons. NCBI's taxonomy places the organism in Eukaryota, Metazoa, Arthropoda, Insecta, Diptera, Drosophilidae. The record is from RefSeq and is a predicted model, not a curated record. Gene Ontology annotation, molecular function: protein binding. Bases 213 to 1571 code for a protein of 452 amino acids.